CUGGUUUCUAGGAAGUAGAAACAUGUAGGGGAGAGGAAGCCUAGCAAAAGAGGGAGGAAAGACGGAGAAGAAGGGAGAGAGGGAGUGAGACUGAGAACACCGCAAGACACCUCCUGCUGUCAUUCCUGGCUCCCAUGGACACAGCCCGGAAGGAGCCCUGGGGGCCCGUCUAGGGACAGGCGUGAAGCUGGCAGGCUGCCUUCGCUCACAGAGCUACUUAGAGCUCCGGCCUCUCCACCAGGGACCGGUGCCCACGGCCCAGGGAGCUGCAUUCCUGAACAGGGAGGUGGGGAGGGACAAAGAGCUUUCAAGUAUUUUCAACAAUCUCCCCCGCAGCCCUGUCCAACGGUCUCCCUCCCUCCCUCCCUCCUCCCCAACACCAGACUCCUAAGUUCACCGAAGAAACACAAACCCAUGAAUCCAGCUCCAGCCUGACAUAGCAAAAGAAACAAACCACAGUCUCACGGUGAUGACUCUGGAUUGGUAGAUCAUGAAGAGGAUGGAGAGGCACGUGGUCAGAGGACCACUCUGUAAGCACUUCGACUUGGAGAGGAGGACUGCCAAGCAGGCUGAAGCCAGACUGAGCCAACGGCUGCAGAGACUAGAGGGUAUCUUCCUCUACCGGGUGAAACUGCUGAGCCGGGAGCAGAGACAGCUCCAGGAAGACCUGCAGAGGCUGCAGCAGGAUAUCAUGAAGAAGAAGUCCUCCUCUUACGUUGGGAAUGGGGGUCAGGAGAGGGCGGAAGGUGUUUGCGUGUUCUCACCGCGAGGGAGACAGAAGCACAGAGUCCCGCAGGCCGACCAAACCAGAGCAUUAGGGACCAGUAUGACCCCUAAAACAUAUAAGCCCAAGUCUCAGGUGCCUCCUGCACAUCCCUCUGGCCUCAGAGACCCCGUGAGGAGGAGAGAGCCGCCGUCGUCUCCGAAUGACAGAGCUGCCGUCUUCACAGGAGAGAAACCUCAAGCCCAAGAGGAAGACUCUGUGAAUCCACCUACGAGCACAGACUCCAAGAAGAGCAUCUCUGUCCCGUGUCAGCAUCAGGCUGUUUCCACCAAGAGCAUGGGACAAGGCCCCGGUUCCUGCCCAGCCGGAGAGAGCAGAGUGUCCCAAGCCGAUGGGAGCAGAUCACGAGAUGCCAGUCUAAAGCCAGAAAAAAACUCUUUCUCUGAAUGAACAAUGCUAAUAUAUGAAAAAUGAGAGGAGAAACAAAUCUUCUGAAAAUGUGUUCAGUGACGCACCCGUGUUUAUAAUGCCAUCAAAAAUAAGGAUAUACGUUGAUAACCGGACUUUUCUUGAAGGGAAAAUAAUAAGAGUCCUGCUUUCUGUAGGCGAUUCUCACGGUGCCACCUGCUGGCAGAACGGCCCAGCUGUUCUCUCCGUGUUAGUUUUAUACAUGGCGGUAGUAGGAGCGGGAACUCAGCUGUAAAUGUGCAUCAUAACAUGAUUUAUAGAGCAAACCUGCCCUCUGCCGCAUCUGUGCACGCCGGGUGGAAACCCUCCCUCCCUCCCUUCACGUCCAGGCAGCUCCAUUUUAGUUUCCUUAUUCGCACUUUCAACCUGCGCAUAGCAGAUUUUUUGGAUCCUAACAAAAGGGCAAUCAACAAUCUGUUUCCUUUCAUGUGCUCUAGAAUCAAAGGAUUUCAAAAAUUUUUAUUUAUCUGCCAAUGCUCUAUCAAAUUCACAUCAGACUCUAUCGAUAUCUACCUCACUGUAAAAUGAGAAGCAAUGAGCAUCUUUAGCGAGUUAUUGUUUCAAGCAGGUCGCUAGGAAAUGGGCUGAAAAAUGAAGAGAAUCCAGCAGACUGUUUCCCAUUCAACUGGUCCAAACGUCACACUAAAAAUAAGCAGUAUCGUAAGCCAUCAAAAAACACUAUCUCAUUGUUAAUGCAUUUUAAACCUAUUGUCCACCUAAUGAAGCAUAGAAUAAAAUCAUCAGCCCUUUUUAUUAUUUGAUGAUUUAUCCUGACUCUGUUAGGAAAACCGGCUUGUACCUGUAAGUCCAAGGUCUUAAAGAAAUCAGGCAUCUCCUAGUGGGUAAAUUCAAGUCUUCAACCCAAUCGCAAAUUUGAAUUCUAGAAGAAUAAACCUCAGGGCCCCUUUCAUAUCAGGCAUCAACGUUUGAUGUAACCCAGCCUGGGAUAUUUUGAAGAAACAAGAUUAUUUCAAUUGGCAAUGAUAAAGGACCCCAAACUACUAAUAUUACAAAUGGCCAGAAAUGAAGAUUCAUUCACAUUUAACUUAUUAAUUAGAAAUUAAAUAAUGUAAUAUGAUAACGUGUAAUUUAAUUCACAUUUAAGAUUCCUCGUGUUUAAAAACAACUAUUCGUAAUGGCUCCCAUUGCUCAGUACCUCUUCCCAUCCCGAUGCUUUGCACACAAUGCCAGUUGGCCUCACAGCAACUCUGAGAAAUGGUUUCCUGAAUCCCCACUUUAGAGACAAGGACAUUGAGGGCAGAGCAGUAGUAACGUACCAAUAAACGGCAGACCAGAGCCUGACCCCUGGUGUGUUCCAUUCCCUUGGUCAUGCUCUUUCCAUCACACCACACUACGCCCUAUCUGAAGACAAAAACGUGAGUCAAUCACGGGAGAAUUAGUUUUAUCAGCCCAGCCUCGGUCUUCAAUGGGGAGACAAUACCUUAUAGUGAAAAGAGCACAAGAAAUCUGCUCCCUCCAAGGUUUUCUUCCAUGAAGCCAAUCAGCAAGGGAAGGCAGGCCAUGGACGAGAAAACUAACUUAUGAUUUAGUGACACCAGCCACGACUGGGACGGCAGGAAUGGGGACACCCCAGCUCGUUGCUACAUGUUCUUUCUCCUUGUCUUCUCCUCAAGCCUUGCCUGUCUCCAUCACAGUCCUCCUUCAAGGGGGGGGGGGUUCGGGAUGAUUUAUCCCAGUUCUAACUGGUCUCGGCACUGUACCGGCCGCAGCGGGAGGACGGGACACCCCCAGGCAUCAGAGAGCCGGCGAGUGCACCUCACCCCUGCCGUUACAAGGAGUGAGUGUUCUGCCCUCCUGGUUAUCUUGCUCGUAUCUUCAUAUAUCUGAUAGACCCAGUUGUCUGUGCUUCUAAAUCCCAUAUUUAGUACAUUCUAUUUCAAACCAUAUUGUAGUCAUUGCCACAAAAUUGUACAUUUGCAAACCUUCUAAACUCAUAGAUUUUAUAUUUUUAUCAUUUAGUCUAAUACAUUUUCCCUCUUCAACACAGUGGGUACAAUACUCUGAUGAGUACAACUUAACACAAUCAGAGAGAAAGCUGCUACAUGGGGCCUUUCUUGACUAACUCAUUAAAUUCUACACAACAGUUUAAAUCCUUAAUCCUCAUGAAGCACAUUGAGCUCUAGGCUGGCUUGUACUCAACGAAUCUAACUCACUCACGUACAGCAGCCACCGGGAGCAAACAAGCCCCCUGCUCCAAAAGACAUCUGGAAAUGUCCAGGGACAUUCUCGAUUGUCACAACUGAGAUGAGGGGGUUGCUACUAGACUGGAGUAGGUAGAGAUCAUAAAUCCUACAAUACCUGGGACGGCCCUCCAAAACAAAGAAUUAACAAGCCCAAAAUGUCAACAUUACUGAGGCUGGAACCCCACACCCGGGCCAUGGAUGAAAUCUUCACCAAACCCCUGAGACAGGAAUUCAGUGAGAUAAUUGCCCCCCCUUUUACAGAAAAGGAAACCGAGGCUCACGAUAAGUAAAACGGCUCUCUCACGCCACAACACAGAUGAGGAACAGAGGACCAGGCCCUGCGUUGAGUGCUUUCUCUCCCAGAGAGAAUGGAGGAUGAUGCAAAGACCAACGGCUUUUGGCCUCCCUGUCAGUUAUGAACUACUUUUCAACUCUAUAAAUAAAAAUCUGCGACAUUAAAAUGAAUAACAAA
Lemur catta (Ring-tailed lemur) is the source of this 3868-nucleotide messenger RNA. It is a transcript of the gene CCDC190, whose product is annotated as coiled-coil domain containing 190. The transcript has 5 exons. The record is from RefSeq and is a predicted model, not a curated record. Lineage: Eukaryota; Metazoa; Chordata; Mammalia; Primates; Lemuridae. The coding region runs from base 491 to 1174 and encodes 227 amino acids.